This is a messenger RNA of Talaromyces marneffei, 1836 nucleotides long. RefSeq lists its product as uncharacterized. Gene Ontology annotation, molecular function: zinc ion binding; DNA-binding transcription factor activity, RNA polymerase II-specific. Gene Ontology annotation, biological process: regulation of DNA-templated transcription. The record is from RefSeq and is a predicted model, not a curated record. The transcript has 5 exons. Bases 1 to 1836 code for a protein of 611 amino acids. Lineage: Eukaryota; Fungi; Ascomycota; Eurotiomycetes; Eurotiales; Trichocomaceae.
AUGGCGGACCAAGGCCGUGGCGAGGGACAGAACCCCAAAGGCAAGAAAACUGCUACCCGUCAGUCGCGAUCUUGUCGUGUGUGUCGUUUGCGUAAAGUCAAGUGUGAUCGAGUCAAGCCAUGCCAUGCUUGCUGUGCUCAUGGCCAUCCUUCAAAAUGUGUCUACGAUAUUGGGCCGGAUGACGAUGAAGCGCAGCCUAUCGCCCAGGCGGAGGAGAUUCAAAAUCUCCGAAACGAGAUUAAGGAGUUGAGGACGAGAAUCAAUCAACAAGGCGGACAAGAAGCGCGGACUCGCAAACUAGCCGAACUCGAAAGACUCUUCCAAGCAAUCCGUUCAGAACCAAUCGACGUAGUUGAUAAUCUAGUUGGCAGUAUCCGAACUAACCGUCAAGAUCGUCUCUCGAAAGCCACUGUGAAAAGAGUAGAGAACUUACCUCUGCGGAUGCUUACUCCUGCUAGCUUUGACGACAAAGACGACGACGGUGAAACCCUGGAAGGAUGGCACCUCGUUCGAUCAAGGAAGCCAUAUUCAGGUUUCAGUGACUCACACAGUAGUAGCAGUGGCAGCGGCAGCAGUAGCAGUACUGACAGUAUCACUGUUGAUGAAGACUGGAGUGGUCCGUUAUCUCGAUUUGCGCCACAGAAACCAAUGCUAGAUUUGUUUAUACAACGAUUUGUUGACGCUUUUAGCCCCGAAGUUGACGCAAGCUCCGGUCACGCGGGAGCCUUGCGGGCCGGUGCUGAGAUUCGAAUGUUUUCUCCAUUGAUAUCAAGUGCUUAUGAUGCUGUAUCGUUGACAUUCUUUGGCCGCACUGUCAAAGACCCUCGUAUCGAAGCGGCUGGGAUAAAACUUUACCCUAAAGUCUUGCGGUCGCUGCAGGAGGCAUUGUUGGAUCCAGAACGGAGUCGCUCGGAAGCAACACUGGUUACUGUAACGCUCCUUUUGGCCUUUGAGAGUAUCGAACGAACGUCGGAUGCGGGCGUCGUGGCGCACGUUAGAGGAGCUGCACAAUUGAUACAGCAUCGAGGACCAGAAAACCAUGUCCAAGGUGUUGAACAUCUGUUAUUUGCAGAGCUACGGCCAUACUGGGUUGGAGUCUCACUCGUCGAUCGAAAACCAUGUUUCAUGGACAACGAUGCUUGGAAAAAUAUACCAUGGUCUAUGGGCACGACUACGAAAGAUAUGCUGCAUUAUUUGAUUGAUCUUGUCGUUGAAAUACCUGCAUUACUGGGAGAACAUGAUGACCUCGUUGCUGCUCAAGAGUCACAAAUACUAGGAAAAGGCGAAUUACGCGCCAAACAGGCACGCCUAUGGAAUGCCUUGAGCGAUUUGACGAAUCGAUUCGAACAAUGGAAGAGAAAACACGUUGAUACUUAUUCCGGAGGCCCAAUAAAAGAGAUGGAAAUACCCCAAUCGUCUACCGACCCAUUCCCGAUCUUUCGGUGUCGUGACCUACGAACAAUGAAGAUUGUCGAACCACCACCACUUGUCUACCCAGAUCUGAGGCUGCUACAAACUAUGUGCUUCUACUACGCGAUCAGACUGAUAUUCUCCACUAUUGAUGAUCGACCCGAAGGCACCGUCAGUAUGCCGGAGAAAUACCAAUUUGCAUGUGGAAUCACACGUAGCCUGGAGGAUUACCUUCGCCGUGCACCGGGAAACAUGAUCAACCGACUUGCUUUUGCGACAAGAGUUGCAUGGGAGGCGUUUCCGCCUGGUGGUCCGGAGCGAGAGUUCAUGGGCCAAGUGUUUAAUCUUGUUGAGAAGCGGCAUUCGUUGCGGUUAUGGGGAAGUUUUAUGCCGGAGUUGACUACUCGUCCUGGGUCUCCUCCUUGA